Molecule: messenger RNA, 19544 nt
Organism: Xyrichtys novacula (pearly razorfish)
Lineage: Eukaryota; Metazoa; Chordata; Actinopteri; Labriformes; Labridae
Source: the annotation of a GenBank genome assembly
GAAUGAGACAGGGGGGAGGGUGGGGGGCACUGAGAGUGGGAAAGAGAGAGGCACAGGGAUAGCAGCAGAUGGACUGCCACUCGGCUUACAGCACACUUACAAAGGACAGCCUGUAUAUGUGACAGUAUGUGUGUAUGCAUGUUUAACAAACGCUGUGUGUAGAAGAAUGGUUGUGAGUCAGGGAGCGUCUUGGCCUUUUAAAACUGAACGCAGUAAGCAAUAAUCCUCUUGUGAUAAAGAAGGACACAGGCAAGUGAUCAGGAGACGGAAGAGGGAGCACUUUGCUCUUCACACUUGCCCAGCUUUCACAGGCAGGUGCAAGUCCAGCAAAAUUUCGUAGUAGCCUGUUAUCAAUGAACUUGCAGGAUUCUUUAUAAAUGCCACAAACAACAGCGGGACAUUUUAUUUGUCCGAUUUGAAUGAGGACAAGAUUUGUUUUUUCAAGGAUUGAUACGUGAGAAAAGGUUUAUACCCACUUUUGGAAACAGAGAGGGGGGUUUUCUAUGGUGAAGAUGAGUCUGGAUUCUGUGCAGGUGAUGAGCGGACAGGCCAAGGAACUCAAAGUUGCCCCUUCAUCCAAUGGUGACAGCAGAGGAUCAUGGGAAGAGAAAGAAGAGUUUCAUCAAGACAACUUGGGCCUCACAACCAAGCCAACACCAGUAAGUGUCACCAACCAUUCAUGAAUGCUGGUUCAUCUGUUUCUAUUUGUCAGUAUGUCUGUUUGUUAGUGGUAAGGAAAAAAUAUAGGCCUAUAAGCUACAUGUUUUUGCCUAAGGGUUAUGUACUCGAGCUAAAAGGGGGGAAAAGCAGAGUAAUCUUUGUUUAGCGUAGGAGGAUUAGUGUGGUCAGUGUGGUGUAUUUUUAGACAGUAAACAUCCAUCCUGCUAGACUACCAAUCCCAAUAUUGCUGCUUUUCAUUACCAUGAUAUAUGACUCUAACAUUAUUGACAGCACAGAUCCAUGUCUGCCUGAAAUGCUUUAUAAUACUCAGAUGUAUAGAAAACAUGUUUCCAGUUUUAAGAGAAAUUAAUAACACAUCAUGUAUCCAAUCGUUUCAUGUAAAAGGUGGAUUAUACUGUAGAUCUCUUAUUCAUAUGAGUGGAUCAUGAUAUAACCAUUUCAACUCAGUAGAAUGAGGUUGUGGCUGUGAUUACAUCUUAUGUGUGUUUGGCGUAUGGUUCAAUAUAUAAGCAACAUUUAUACUGAUGUUUCUAAGCAUGAUUCAUAGUGUAUUUGUAAAGAAAUACAUACAAUUUACCAGAUUGCACCUUCUAAGUUUGAGUACCGUUAAAUAUAAUAGACAUGAAUUUUCAAUAUUUAGCGCCAAAUCCCUCCAUUGUCUUUUCCAGGGUGCACACUUUUUUGUAGUUUCUUGUAGCCUAAUGAUGGCAAAAGAGAGUAGUGGACAAAAUACACUGUUUUAUUAGUUUAGAAAAAGUAUGAAUACUUCUGGCCCACUGCUACUCCAAUAAACAUGAAAGUUGCUUGUAUUUGAGUUAAAGUACUAGAAUACUUGCUUUUAAAAAUAUUUGUUUUUUGGGGUACCUUUUAAAAUAAUCUUAAAUAUUAUUGUAGUCCUACCAUGCAUUUGUGCAGGCAGAAGACACAGUUGCUCAUUUUGCUGGAUGAUGUUAGUUUUUAACAACAGUAUAUUUCAACUCACAUGCUACAGGUUUCCAUUUUUGAAGCUCCAAAUUAAUGACAAAACUUAUUUGAACAACCAACUGUAGAUUAAAAAUGGCAACCGCUUACAACAAGCACAGAGCACCUAAUUUAAAAUGUGUAUCUGGAAGGAAACAAAUGCAUGCUCUUUGCAGUUUGGCAGCGACCUUAUGUUGGCCCUAUGAAACUUUUUCAGAGAAAGCAUUUCAAAUCUUAGAAAUUAUUCUUCAUUUUAAAAUCUUCAAGACCUGGGCUUAAGAUAUAAAAUUCAUUAUCCUUCUUUACCACAGCUGUAAUUACAAUCCCUGCUUGUCUGGGUGCUGUUUGCUCUGCCUUUCCUCUACAUUUAGCCAUUAAGACAGGUGUUGUCUCGACAACAUCGCUUGGAGAGAACACAUGCAGAACUACGCAAACACAACUUAUUGUCUUUCAGAUCGGAUCUGUAGAAAGGAAGUAGUGAAGUCACUGUAAGUUUCUUCCCAAAAUGAUACUUGCAUAAAGAACUUAAAAAAUAGAUAUGCUCGUACACACAUGCUGCUUUUUAUUACUUAACACAUUUAUUUACAGCUGUUUGUUAAUGUUUAAAAUUGCACACAGUAUUUUUGGUAUCCUAGGCUGACUUACAUCCAGGCGCUUAAUUGUCUCCGAAAUGAUAUUUUUUACCUCAUAAUGUUUUUGCAUAAGAAAAUGUUUUUAUGAAUGAAGACCAGUAAUACACAAAUCGUUAGUUGUCAAAGGAAAUUAUGUGAAAGAUAAGAGAGAGAGAGAGAGAGAGAGAGAGAGAAAGAGAGAGAGAGAGAGAGAGAGAGAGAGAGUAAUGUAGCAUAUAGUUUCACUAAUGAAAGCAAUGAACCAAGAACCACCAUGAAUUCAGAUACACCAAAAGAGCAGGUCGGCAUGAUUGAGUAGCAUUUAUGAUGAUUAAGGACACUUAUCAAUGUUGAGGAUAUGAAAAAACCUCUUACAUCCAUUAGCAGUAAAUUAACUCAGGAAUAAGAAUUCAUCAUUGGCACACACACACACAUACACAUACACACGUACACAGACUAGGGAUGUUGUGCUAUUAUUAUAAACAGCAACAGCCUUGUCAACAACAUUGAUUGACACACAUAUGGACAAAUCAGAGCUGCAAACAUUAUGCAUUGUUUGGGUAUUUCAAUUGAUUAAAAUGGGAAAGGUUUUUUUUUAAAACUAGGACAUAUUAGAGCAUUGUAUUUUAUUGUUGGGACUCCGAUUGCUGUUUGAAUGUUGACGUUGAAUACAGGACAGGCCAGGUCAAACCAAAAUUACCCACUUUACAUCUCAAUGGCAGGAAAUGUGCUCAAGUUCUGGGUCUUAACUUUGGGAACUGAGCACUAUAACUUCAGGAAUAAAACAGACAAACAAAACAAAACAAAACAAAACUGUUACCGGGAUCAGUCAAUGAAAACCAAACUACUAUCUUCAGCUACAACCUUUAUAAUGUGCCUCUUUUAACAUGUAUAAUAAUAAUAAUAAUAAUAAUAAUAAUAAUAAUAAUAAUAAUAAUAAUAAUAAUGAGAGGAAGAAGAAGAUGAGAUAACAAGAUCUUUUUUUUUUUAUCUCCAAAGGGAAAUUUAAUUAAGAAGAGGAAGAAAGGUAAAAACCAAAGCAAUGGCUAUGUCCUAAAUCUUGGGCUGCAUCCUCUGAAAGACUAAAACUAAACUAAACUAAAAAAGAGACCAAAAUAACUAUUGCUAUGAAGGAUCCCCUGUUUGCAUCAUGACACUGGUGUCAUAUAGCACUGCCUUAUCACAGAGCAACAGGUAGCUUGCUGGCUUACACAGCCAGACACACGAGCUGGCUACAUUUGGAAGAGCUUUUGAAUUAGAACAGUAUUUGAUACACUGCUGUGAAACCAUGUGCACAUGCCACUGAAUUGGGUCACAGCCAACAUUUUGAAAGCAUAUUGGAAUGGAUGUUAGCUGACAUUAAAAAAGUUGAAGUCAUUCAUGUAAGAAAACAUAAAAGUUUAAUUGGACUUUUAAAACAUCCCAACUGGAACAAGCUGGCUACAUAGUGCAAGAAUGAGACUGUUUCUUACUGUUCAUGUCUUCUAAUCUGUUAUCGCUCAAUCAGCUAGCAAGCUGGCUGAUAAAAUCUGCCUGCAACAGUUUGAAAUCAGGGACUGAUGGAAACUGAAGCUUUUAGUAUUUGAACAAUUAUAUGCCAGACUAUCUUAAAUUUUUUAUGCUUUUGGUGAUUCAAUAACAUUUCAGUUAUGCAAGUGUUAUCCUUUCACAAUACAUGAGAUUAAAAGGCACAUGUCAAUUCCUUGUUCUUUGAAAAAGGAUACUAUUGUCCUGAUCUCAGCUGACCCAGGACAUCAGUAUGACUUCCAUAGUGCGCAGUCAUACCUCUGUCACCAUAUCUACCAACGUGUGAAUGAAUAACAUCAUCGUUGGCCUUUUACUAAUCUAAAAAUAUCCGCCUACCCCCAUCCCCACCACCAUACUGCAAACUGCUCCUCACCCCCAGUCACUCAAGUCUCACUCCCACCUCAAUUUGCUUAUCUACACUUCCCCCUUUGCUCUCUAUUUGAAUGUCUUAUGUCAGGAAACCCAUACAUACUCCCCUUUUCAUCCUUAGAUCAAGGAAAAGAUGUCUCAUACGCUCAGAGAUAUGGGUAGAGAUUACUCACAGAUCCGUCUUGUUCAAUGAUACCAGUCCUACUGAUCUUGCAAGGCUCUGACUGGAUUAUUAUGAAGGAUCAAAGAGGUUGAAGGUUCCCCAGUUAAUCUUUUUCAGUGCUUUACAGGACAAGAAUAGAACUGUUCUCUUUGACGGUGAUGCAAAGAAGUGCUCCAAAUUCCCAGCAGGUUAAACUUGUUUUGACUUACCAGCCAUCAACCAAAUCAAUAGGAGGAGAUAAUAGUUACAGUGGGCUCCUGUGCAGAGGAGCCUUGUGAUAGAUGCAUUCCCUGAAAGAGGACAGGCUGUAAACACUACUUGUAUCAUAUCACAGCAAAGAACUGGCUCUGGAGUCAGUCAUUCCCAGACAGUGUGACAUGUUAUUCAUAGAGUAAAGUGACUCUAAUGGUUAAGCUUCACUAAAGGUCUCAUGUAUACAAAGCUGUCACUGAGCAGCAUCUGAAAAGAGGUUUCUGAUUCAACAGCCCACUGUCUCAUUGUUUUCUUUACUGCUAUCUGUCUUUAUAUGUGACCAUAUAUUAGGGUCUGUGUUUAAGGAUCGCAACUUAUAAGAAUGCAAAACUUUGUUGUAACAGAUUCUUUACAAGAAAAAUUUGAGAUAUUGCAUCACAAGUUGUGCUUUGAUUAGAUGGCUUGUCAAUGAACUUCCCUUGUAAAUAUAUGAUGUGUGAUUAUGAUCAAAAACAAACUGUCAUUGUGCUAAGGUGACAGGAAGGCGAGCUCGGAAGGUGGAAGGGGGCGUGUUCUUUGUAAGUAUGUCCUAUAGUGAGGUCAAAGGCUGUGCCCAUGGCUACUGAAUGACCAUCACCAUUAGCCUUUCACCUACUUUUAACCUCCACUGUACAGCUUUUGUUGUGCCUGCAUGACCACACACAUUCACUGCAUUAAUCAGCACUAAGAUACUUCUGUUGUCUUGAGAUUGCACUGGAAUUUUUUUUUAUCCAAACUAUGGAAAAAUAAAGCAUUUCACAAGUUGGUUUGCUUGUCUGGAUUGCUGACAGAAUCCACCAAGUACAAUAUUGAACAUUUCAAAAAUAUACUCUGAGAUGUAAUAUUGUAUCUUUUUAACACUUUGGUGGGAUUUUGUAGAUGCAGAGGGGCAGGUACUCAGUACAAUGGCUGUUAGUCCUCAAUUAGGAAAUCCUGGUACAAAGUGGAGCCAUGCAUUUUCCGGUUAAGGGGUCCUCAAGUGGGCUCUGGUUGCCUCAAGUGAUAAAAAAGGGGUUAUCUAAACAGCCCCUAGAGUGGGUGAAAGUAACUGAGCUAUGUACACCAUCUAUUAUUUAUUAAACAUACAGGUCAUAUGAUGCAAGUAAAAAAGGAACUCUUAAUCAAACUUGUGCAGGAGUAAAAACAAAGGGAAAAAUGAUUGAUGUACUUGAACAUGGCUUAACUUCAGCAGUUUGAUUACAGUGAAUACGUUGGAAUUAUAUAAGAGAAAGAAGACAAGAAGCCCACAUUUUGCCCAAGUGUGUGUGAGUUUAAGUUUCACCUUUUCAGAUGACAUACUGUAACUUGAUUCUUGUCAGUGUGUGCUACAAAUACUGCCCCCACAUUUGCCUGUGUUCUGUGUACACUGACAUUAGAUGACAAAAACUGGAGGGGAUGAGGGGCUCUUCCUGUUAAGCAUUUGGUGUAACUUAUCUCUUAUUGAUACUUAUAUCUAAUAUCCUAUUAAUUAAGAGAAAAUUUAAGAUAAGAAUGAUAGUAACACUGGGAUGAUUCAUUCUGACAGGAUGAUUUUUACAGUAGAUAAGUUAUGUACAUGUGUUUUUGUGUGUGUUGCGAUAUGUUGGCAGGCAGUGUUAGUGUAAUGGAGUACAGCUGAGCAAGUACAAUAAUUCACUGCCCCUGUCCGCUUGUGGCCUAUUAACCAGCACAGAGUGAUAGGUGCAUGAGGAAAAAGCUUGCAUGCAGACUACUGACAGUAUAUAAAAUGAGUUAAUGUGUAUUAUCACUCAUAAGCAUGCAAAGAUUAGCAGUAAGUACUCUUCCUUUUUUUUUUUCCUGUUUUUUUUUGCAUUACAUGGAGAGUAAGAUGAACAUCUUAGUACAAAAAGUAAAAACAUCUUUUUUUGUGAAAUUAAUGUGUUACAAUAUAAAUUCCAUUAAUAUUGUAUUGAAAAUACAGGCAACAUUUCAAAGUUUGUGAUGCAAACAAAGUCAGAGUACAACCUUAUCUUAUAUGUUGUACCACAUAUUGAGUCACUUUUAGACCAAGUCUUGUGACCUGAUACAAACCCCACUCUCUCCAACCAGACUUCACCUGAGGUUAGCUGCCUGCUGCGGUCACUAAAGCUGGCUGCCCUCAAAGGAAUGUCUCCUCCCCAAUUAGACACGUGCACUGCGUGUAUAAACACACACUUGGCAAUAUGAGCACAACAUGAGGCCAGUGUGUCAUCUAGCACUGCUCAUACAAGCUGUCUGAGCUCAUUUUGUCCUCUCAGUCAGGAUUUACAGACUAGCUGAGGAACCAGAACUGAAAAAAGGUCACCUGUCACACUUUUUAAAAGUGUAAAACGUUUUUUUUAAUCUUCUUAUCAAAUCCAUCAUCCUGUGAAUAAAAUCAUUCUUGAAGCUGCAAAUGGUACCAGAGUACUUUUUGAAAAUGCAAACUCCACUCCACUUCUACUGUGACAUUUAAGGAAUCAAAUAGAACUAAAUUUCUGCAUGACCCAGAAAAGAUUUUCUCUCUCUCUUUUUUUUUUUUAUUUUUUAUUUUUUUAAGACAUAAUGCUUUCAAGUAGUACUGCUUUGUACAGUUCCACCAGCAACUGGCCAAUUAGAAUCAAGUGGUUAAAACAGACGGGUUAUUAUUAAUAACAUGGGUCAUCAGUUAUGAACAAUGCUACUCAUCUGGAUUGGUUUUGUACAGGCCCUAUGUAUGGGGCGCCGUUUGUAAAGUGGCUCACGCUGAAAAAAAACGGCAACAUUUUGCUACAUUUAGCUUCAAACAACGUUUAAAAAACUGGUAUGAACUUUUGACGGUCACUUUUUUUGCACACUUACAACAAUAUUUGUCAACUUAGAGAUAUUUUAAAUAGUUAAAUCUAAAUAUUAAAUGUUACGCCUAAAUGUUAAAUGUUAAAUCAAAAUAUUAAAUCAAAAUUCUAAAUCUAAAUGUUAAAUCUAAAUGUUUUAGGUGAAACUAAAUAUUUAGCUAAUAUGCUAAUUCAAAUGCCGGUAACCGGAAAUACCAAAAUAAAAGCUCGAGGAUGUCAAUGUGUGUUUAUAGCGUCAAAUAAUGAAUAAAACCCAUCUCAUCCGGGGAAAUGGACCCUUGUACAUGGAUUAUCGUGAUGAUAACUACCUAAAAUAAUAAACAUGUUUGGAUAAACUUUAUUUGAAGGGUACUUUGAGCUUUUAGUGUCACUUUUGUGAGGGGUACGGGACUUAUGAUGUCAUCAUAAAACUUUAUGAUAUUGCCCCCAGGGGAAUUAUUAUUUUUUUAAAUAAUUGCAGCACUUGUGCAAGCCUUUUUAACGCAUUUUUAACAAGGUCUGUUUAGGGUUAUAGUUGUGCAUCACAAAUAAUAAGACUCAUCCAUUCCUGUGACACCUUUUUCCUUGUCUCCUCCUGUGUUGUCAGUCCAUCAUUCAUGCUGGCUCAUCUUUUUAGCCUCUUGUUCCUCUAUAUUUGACCAUUUCCUCUGUUACUACUCUUUUCUGCAGCCAAAACCAGAAAAUGCAGUGACCAUUGCUGUUUCUACUCGAGUUUUGUUUCGUACUGAUCGGGAGCAGAAGGUGUUUCAGCAGAAAGGAGUCGAGGAGUAUUUGAGAUACCAGAUUGAACAUGAGAAUGAACCUUUUGCCCCUGGGCCUGCAUUCCCCUUUGUAAAGGUGAAAGUGACAGAUAUAAGAUAUAGAAUUAACAAAAUGCUAGCUUGACUUGUAUUGCUCCCCACUUAUUUUUGACUGUUGAUGUAUUUUGACAGGCUCUAGAGGCGGUAAACGCUCGACUGCGGGAGCUGUAUCCACAAAGUGAAGAACUCUUUGACAUUGUUUUGGUGACGUACAAUCACGCACACGUAGGAAUCCGACUCAUCAACACCAUCAAUCAUCACAGUAAGCUUUCAUGGAGACUAAACUAUGAAGUGGACCCAAACUGAGGGAGGGCUUCAAUCUGAACACCAUUAUAUCAUUGUUAGUCAGUGACAAUGUUUAGACAGGUUAAAGUCUCAAUUUGUAAACUUCAACACUUUUCAACAUUGAUGAUCCUCAGAGGCAAUAUUAAUGGAUAUAGUGCAACAGACAAAUGGUGACUUCUAGAAUUCCCUGUUAUUGAAGAGUAAUGCCAACCUUACAUCAAAAAACAUAUUCAACAACAGAACAUUUCAAAUGUCCAAGUUAAUCAUGUGAGUGGAGGCAGACCCCUACAAUGAACAACAUGUAAUGAACAACAUCAGCACUAAAAAGUCUAUGUAGCCAGAGACAUAAAAAAAAAACUCCAGGGAAGGAAAGGCAUGUGCAAACACAAGAGUUACCUUUAUGGCCCAAUUAAAUGUAAAGUCAUAUAUGCUUACUUGCUGGGUGCCAGGAUACAGUGUAGAUUCAGCAGGAAUUUGUUUUUGUGAACAGUUAGUUUAAGCCUGGAGUGCAGCCUGCCGCAUGUCAGCUCAAAUGUUGGCAGACUUGGUUAGUGCAUGUCUACAAACUUUGAAAAAUAAGAUUAAAGCUGUCAUACUAGCUUUAUGUGAUGUCUGGAAGUAAUGUCAGUAAUGCUCAAUAUAAAUAAGGAAAUAACUUGAAGUUGCUAGGAAUCUAAACAAUGCUACGACUGCAGUAGAUAUCCAUGUACAUUAUAAAGAGGAAUUCGAAUAAAGAUGGCAAAUGUUAAGCACAGGUCUAACUCAGAAUGCAUUUUAUGGGGUUGGUGUCUUGUUUCAUUGAUUUUGGGGUUUAAUGUUUUAGUUAUGCAACUUCAACAUUUUGGGGGGAAAAAGACAAGAUCCAAAUAUUGAUGUAAUGGCAUGGUCCGAAAUUUAGAACACCAAAGCUGACGCAAGCACAGCUCAGAGGCAAACAACAAGUUGUAUGGACAGCUGAGUGUCAAGAGCCUUCCCAGGAAAAUUUCCCACCCUGAAAUGACGUUGUUCUCUGAGACCGUUUCCUGUUUAGCUUCUUAGAUGUUUUCAGAUCCCCAGAACUUCAGGUCUGGAUGAGUUCAACACUAACCCCUUUGGGAUGUAAGAAUAAUCCAAGAGGCCUUACUUCUAACAAACACAAAUAGGUCCAAGCGGAGCCACAAAGCAACACACAGAGGACUCAGUGUUUUUUAUCUCUUUGGUGAAACUCUGCAUGAGUGGCCCAGCACAUCAAACCAACCCCUGAACUCUGACCUUUCUGACUGAGCUAUAGAAAAACAUGGGUUCUCUGAUGUCGCAGACAGAAGGUUCUGUUCAGCAUCAUCCACACAGUGUCAGUCAUAGUUGGGGUUCCACAUAAAAAAAAAAAUAAAAAAAAAAAACACUUUAACCAUGAGGACCAAAGAGAAGUGUUCAUGUCGCCAUUGUCAUAUGAGUAGCUGCUCACACAAGCUAUUUUUAACAGCUGCAGGAUGAGGAAUACAAUUUAUGCAUGCAUUUUGCAAAAUAUUCUGGACUGAGCAGUUUGUCAUGAUGGAGCUGUUGGGUCUUUGAUGUGACAGCAGCAGUCCUGCUGAUUUCCUGCUUUCCUGUUACUAUGUUUUAGAUCUUUUGAACAAACAAAUAUGUCUCACAAAGAGAAAUUAUCCCAAAACAUUGUUACAGGGAAAAAAAAUAACAAAGAAAUCAACAUUAAGGAAGUUUCCCAUGCUCUUGCUUUUACAACAAGCGAAUGUGUGGGAGGUUUGAUAUCAUGAAGCACAGUGGAGGACCAGUCAGAUCCACCAAGGCCUGUCUGAAAAACUUGAUGAGCCAUUUAAAGACCCACUCUGAUGAAAAUCAUGUUGUUGUCUACAUGUUUAUAUGGCAUUUUUCUGAUGCUAAAGGACAUAUCAUGAGAAAACUAAGCGCAAAGUUGCAUUCAAAUCGCUGUGAAUCUCUGGCAGGCCCGAGCGGCAGGCUCAGGCACAGAUUUCCUAUGUCAUAUAUCCAAGCUCUGUCCCCAAAGCCCACACUCAGAAACGUAGAGAGGACGAUCGUGGUACAAGCGUGUGUGUGUUAGUGGAUUGCAGUACUCCUAAGAAAGCUAAAUAUGAUAUUAACUUUCAUAGUUUCCCUAAAGACAUUAGUGUCUGAGAGCUGGUUCUUCUACUACACUAAUGUUAGGCUGCAAGCUAGCGUGAAGAGGAGUGUGCAGAGCUGCACUGUCUCCCCUCACGUCUCAGAGGCGAAUUGCUAUAGAGCUAGUCAGGCUCUGCAGAGGAAAAGCCCUUGAAAAUGACACAGCUAACGUGAUGUUGGCUAAAAACGUCAUAAUCACAACUUAAAGACCACUGGGAACACUUUGGGCCUGAUCUACUAAGAUCCCAAAUAGGGAAUGCUAAAUUGUGUGUGCAAACUAAAUAAAAUUGCAUGUGCUAUUAGUGGGCAUGUUGCGGGUGAUCUACUAUGAUUGCAUGCGCAAAUGAUAACAGGUGCAAAAGUGGUCUUUAAACAAGGAUUUUGUGUGCGCUAUCGACUGUCACCAUGGAGAGUUUGUGAGAGCAGAGUGAUCAUAGAUGAAAAAUGAAGUAUGAAGCCAUGGAGUUGCACCUAUUGUUUUGGGAAAGCCAGCAACUUCAUAAAAGGCAAGGGAAGUUUAUUUGUAUAGCAUCAUUUUUCAAAGUGCUUUACAGAUGCAAGAAAAUAUGUUGAAAAUGAAAAAAAAAAGAUAUUCAAACAAUUUAAAAUCAGUAAAACAAAGAGAUACAUUUUUGCUACUGUUCCAUGUUUGAUCUAAUUAUUUAUCAAAACCGUCAUUCACUAGAAAAAUGCUUUUGCAUCUUUGCCUCCUUCUCCUUACAAUCACUGCAGCCAUUUGCGUGUAACGCUGAGCCAGUUUGCACAUGCCUUUCAGACGUGCUAAAUAUAGACGCAAAACAGUGACUGCAAUCGGUUUCCAGGUUUGAUAAAUCACAUUGCGGGUGCUAAAUGAUUUCAUUUGCAUCUGCUCCUCGCAGAAUUUUGCGCGGUCAGAUGAUCUACAUUCAAUUUGCAUAUUCAUGAAGGCCAACACGCUAAAUGGGUUGUGCACGCUGUUUUGCUAAUUUGACAGACAUAAUACUUGGUAGAUCAGCUUUGUGCGCGCUAUCAAGUUUGCACGUGUUUUUGCACACUCAAACCUUUAGGACUGAAGUUCUCAAGUCCAGUCCUCCAGUCCUUUUUUUCCUCCUAUGUUUGAAACCUUUUUUGGAGUGACAAGAUGCAUCACAUAUUGUUACCUUCUUAAAAUAAUGGCCUAUGUGACCUUUUGACAAAAAUUACUUUUCCCCCUAAGUCAGUCCCUCAUGAUGCUGCCCAUCUCUGCUAGAAUUGCCUAAAUUCUCAGUUAAACAGACCAUGUGAUACUAUCCUUGUAGUAUAAUCAUCUACGAGUGUGAGUAAGGACAAUUUCUGGGAGUAUUCAGAAAAAUUUCUUAAAAACUUGAUCAUUGAUUUGGGCCGUUGUUUUAAGAGGGUGACGAUAUUGCUAGUUCUUGCCGAUGUUUAGGUCACAGCAGUCUGACAGCAUCUGUAUGUUUUUGUUCAUCUGUCUCCUUUUGCUCAUUCCUUAUUUCAUGUCACAGGGUAACAAAAAUGCUAUCACAAAUGCAUGAACCACUGUUAGCAUUGAGAAUGCAGUCAACCUACUACUGCAAUCAAAUCUACUACUUUACUCAGCAUACUAGCAGUAGUGAGCUCGUAGCAACAGAUGCAUUAAGACAGUUUUAGUUUUGUAGAAGGUCAAUAAUAGCAAUAAGCUAACAUUACUUACCAUCAUCAGCAGAAGACCUGUUGCAAAGCGUAGUGUUGUAUCUAAUUCAUCCGUGGUGUGUAGAUGCAGAAGGAGAUUUUGUUACGUUGGCUUGCUUGUACAGUAAAACUUCAUCACAAGGACAGCACCAGAAUCGAACAGGCACCGUGGAUGCAGGGAGACGACUGCCAAUGAUGUCUUUCUCCUUGACUUCAGUUUGAGCACCUCUCAUAUAGAAUUAGGAGGUACUUACACAUCAUACACGUUGAUGAGAACUGGACUCUGGUUUUAAAUUGUGAGACACCAACUGUUACUGGCACAAUUAGUCACAGGAUAAAGGGAAGAGGCAGAAAGAAACAGGUGAAGUAAACAGACAAGAAAGGCUUCCUCUAUAUUCAUUGGAAACAUUUUCAAGGAAGCAUAACUUCAUCACAUGUGAUUUCACAGUAGAUACCUCAGUAGCAACAUCACAGAACUCUACAAAAUCUCCUAGUUCAACAACUGGUUUAGAUCCAAGAAUUUGAUCCGGAUGUCUGUGUAGUUUCUCAUUCAUUCAGGUCACGGUUAUCCAAUUCUUUGUUGAAAGGGUAACUGGGCUUGCUUGAGGUUCUUGCAGAUGUUCCGAGAACUGAAGAAGCCUUUUAAAAGAGAGGUGAAAUGUCUUCAAGAACCUCAAGAAAAUCCAGUUGCUUUUUUAACAAAAAAUGGGAUAAUUUGAUCCAGCUUGACAAACGAGGGGAAUUUUCUCUCUCAUCACUGGAACCCGCCUGUGUUAGUGUGCGGCAAAGCAGUGAGAGCCCUCCUCAUUCAUAUAUCUCCAAGUUUGUAAACUUUUGUAAUUUUGUUGGUGGCAUCCAACAUUUGAAAAAAUAUGCUUUUUUGCCCAACAAACAUUUGACCCCAAGUCAACCCACAAGUUAUUUUGUAGGUUAAUUUUAAACCAGCUUCCAACAAUGUGAAGUGACCAUAACACAUGACAUUUGUUCACUGGUAUAGUGGAAAAAUAUAGUUGUGAUGUAAUUAUGAAAGGACAGCCCUGCCCUUAUGUAUGGGCAUUGUUUGUGCUCUGGGCCACUUUAGUUUACUUAUGUGUGAACACAAAAUGUCUCAGGGAAUACAUAAUAAUACAACAAUGUGCCAUUUUAUCACUUGAAUGGAAUCAAAGCAAACAAGCUAAAGCUGUAACAGCACCUGAGGUAACGCUUAAUAUGACAACUUAAGCAUUUGUUUUACUGGAAUAAAACUUGUUUUGUCAACCAGUCAGUCUUGUUUCUGCUGUUGACAAGGGUUUUAACAAUGAAGACAGGCCACAAAGUCAAAAAACUACAAAUUUGCUCACUAAUAACAACUAAAACUAUUUUAUUUUGCUUUAUUUGUUAUAAGAGACAUUUGUAGAGAAAAUGUGCUAUGAUGCACACUGGAUGGUGCGGCAGACUAAAAAAAAUGGAAAAGAGGGCUGAUUGAUCACACUCUACAAGGGGGCAGCACUUAUGGCUUUUUGAAAGCCCACUCUGAAGGGUUAGGUAUGAAUGAGUGACCCUCUAAGCCACCCUGAACCCUAAACCACCAACAACAAAACACACAGAGCUCAUGCAUCAGGUUUGGAUGCCAACAGGAACCUGAAAUGUAGGCUUAAUCUACAAGCCAGGCUAUGCCAGUUUCAGGUCCAUCUAUUUGACAGUUCUUCAGACAACUUAGGCUGUCAAGAGUUCUAUUUCUUUAUUUUUAUAACAUCAAAUUGCUGGAAAGACCACUAAAUGUUUAGCAAGUGGGAAAAAAAGGAUUUGCAGAACUAGCAGAGCUUUAAUUAAAAGGCAUGACCUUGCCCUCGCAUUUUCCAUAAUGGCAGUCUAAUAACCAGAGUAUUCUAACCUUCACUAUUGGAGAACUGUACACCACCGAUCUUACCCACUUAUUAUUUUCAAUAAUAAUUCUCAGCUCUCCUUCAAACUCAUUUCAUCAUUCUUCAUAAUGUAAGUCUGGUACUCUACUCUUGUGGCCUUUCCAGCACUAAUCUUCUGUUAUCUCUGAACCUCAAACAUUUUACCUGAGCAGCUCUGUAAGGAUCCAAUUACUUAAUAUAAGUCUCCUCUUGUUUCCCAUCUCUUCACUAUUCAAUGAAUCAGCCAACAGCUGUGAAAUUAAGAGCCUUUUCAAGCCAAACUGUAAAUAGACACCAUCCCACCAGUCUUAAUUCCUUGUGCAUCUGUACAGCCUUGCCCCUCCAACUGCCCCCCUUUAAGUUAACCUCCUCUUUGGACUCUUGCCCCCGUUAAAGUGCAGUAAGUUUAUCCUCUCACGCUGCCCUUACCCCCAUUCUCCCCCCCACUUUCCCCCUCAUGACCCCUGGAGUUGCUUAAAUGCACUACAUGACAAAUCCAAAGCCACUGAAUGGGAUCACUCUUUCACUUUUAAAAUUAUGUCAUAUUAUUGCAUUGUAUUGAUGUCAAUUUGUCAAGGUCUGUCAAGAUAAAAACCUGUGACAGAACUGUAAUGGGUCUCUUAUCUGCCCUAUGACAUUUAACACAGAGUCUGUGUACUGAAACGAGAAACCUUGUUGCUGUUUGCUCCUCUUACUUCCAGACUUGUUCAUCGAGAGGUUCUGUAUGACAGGGGGCAGCAGUCCCAUCGGCUACCUGAAAGCCUGGCACACCAACCUCUAUCUGUCUGCUGACUCUGAAAAAGUUAGGGAGGCGCUGGCUGAGGGUAAGUACACACAUCCACACACAGAUGAUAGGAUAUGCCUUAAUGUGUCUGCGAAAAAGGUUCACAGGUGGUGUUGAUGGAUAACAUGAUAAAUCGAGGAUUUGUUCCCCUGUCCCCAUGUCAACUUCUUCAGCUUUUGCCCCAACUCAAGAAAGACUGUAAUGGCAAUCAAUGACAUGUUUGUACACCAGGUACUCACUUGUGCCUAUUCAGCAAAUGUAAACUCCUCUCCUCCUGCCAUACUUCAAAGAACUCUUUCAUUGUUUUCCUUUGACACAAUUAACAUUUAACUUUGCAUUACCUCUUACUGUCUGAAAGAUCCAUCCGGAAGAGAAUUUCUGUAUCUUUUGUUGAGCAAACUUGACAUCCUGACAGCAUCCAGGUCUUAUUGUUUUCUCUCAGUAAAUUAGGACAGCUACUGUUAUGGGUUACAUUUCAGUGUGAGUUUAAAGUCCAGCACCUCAUGGUACAGACGACCAGUUUCACAACCAUACAGACCUGUAGCGAAGACUUCCAUAUUUUGUCAAAAUGUGCAUUAAAAACCUUGCAAGUAAAAGGGACCCUGCCUCAAGCCUCAGGCUAUUAAGUUUAAUUCAUCAGUUGAUUCAGAAAGAUUUUGUAAAGCCAAGCUCCUUCCCUAAAAAACUGUUCAAUUGAUAUUCCUGGUAUUGAUCAGCAGAACUCCCCAAAAGACACUGUCAUCUACUUUGGCCAUUUCUUUUGUUAAGUAAUAAUGCUGAAUAGAGUACAAAUGUAGGUUAGGGGCUUGGUCACGUCUGUGGGAAAAAAAAAAAAAGUAAGGAGAUCAGAAGCUCUGCUGACAUGCUGAUAAAAAUGAAAUAUUAUAUUUAUUUUAAAUAUUAUAUAAUGUAUCAGUGUUAGCAUUGUCAGCACAAAAUCUUCAGGUUUAAAUAUCUUGCUUGUUAGGGGUGAUCCAGAUCCUUCAGGGUCGCAGUGUCUUUGUGUAGAGGGCUGGGAAAAAUUGAGUGAAGUGCUGACUAUUCACAAUAUCACCACAUAGCCUUCAAGGUGACUUCAGGGAUAUUCCUCAUGUGACUUACAGUACAUGCUUGAUGUAGCUAAUAGCUAAUGUGACCCUGUGAGAAGUUCCCACCCACCAGCGCCCACAACAAAUACACACACUGACAGAUAAGAGCAAAGAUAUCGUCCUUGACAUUUUGGCUUAAAGGUCUUUCAUUUGUUGUAAAUUCAUCUGUUAAUGCCUCCUGUAAGCUGAGCGCUCACAAGUAUCCCUUAGAGUGUUUUCUUAAAGAUGCAGUGUGACUUAUUUAGGGGCAUUUAGCAGAACAGCCUAGAAUUGGACUACAGUGUACAAGUCUGUUUAAAUUAGUGUAUCAUCACCUGAACAUAAAAAUCAUUUUGUGUUUGUUGACCCAGAAUGAGCCUUUUACAUCUAAAUAGAAGUGUUACCCUUUAUAUGGAGGUCACCAUGGAAAGGCUGCACAAAAUGCACCAAUGCACCACGAUUCUCUCUGUGUGUCUGGCAGGUAUUGCAGCAGCCACCAUGUUUUUGCCAGAGAAGCAGACGGAGGUAUCUGAGUCUCAGCUGAGGGUAGCAUUUGAUGGUGAUGCUGUCCUCUUCUCUGAUGAAUCUGAGCGAAUCUUCAAGGCUCAUGGGCUGGACAAGUUCUUUGAACAUGAGAGAGACAAUGAAGACACACUACUGGAUCAUGUACGUAGGUCACUGGAAGACUACGCUAUUUAAGUGCUGAAAUAUUGCCUAAUAUGUCAGAACAGAGUAACAGAAUUAUUAGUGUCAUUGCAAUAUAGGUGAGGUUAGUCUUUUUUCGUCACCUGUGAUGAAGGAACAGAACAGCUUGCUACAAAAUGAGAAAAUUUGAUUAAAAUGAGUAAGAAACAGAAGUCUCCUUUGGUGGUUUUCAGUGUGUUGUUCUGUUAUUAUCACUGAACUGUGCUUCAAAAUGAUAAAAAUAGAAUGUUUUAUCUAUUCUUGGGAUGCAUCAUCAUAAAUCUAUGGCUUUAUGACACCAAUAAAAAAUCAUUGAAACAAUACAUCCCUCUCUGCUUUAUCUGACAGGGUCCACUGAAGGGUUUUUUGGAGGCACUGGGGAAAUUGCAAAAAAAGUUCUAUGCUAAAGGCCAGCGUCUCAACUGUCCCAUCCGCACAUAUCUGGUUACGGCUCGUAGCGCAGCAAGCUCUGGGAUCCGGGCGCUGAAGACACUCCGAGCCUGGGGCUUGGAGAUCGAUGAGGCUUUGUUUCUUGCAGGAGCACCAAAAGGCCCCAUGCUGGACAAGAUCAGGCCUCACAUCUAUUUUGAUGAUCAGAUGUUUCAUGUGGAGGGAGCAGCUGAGAUGGGAACCAUUGCUGCCCAUGUGCCAUAUGGUGUGGCACAAAAACAUAAUGCCAAACAAAACACAAGUGUAGGGAAGUAGACAACAAGACUUCAUGUGAACAAAGGACCGAAGAGAAGAAACCUUUGAAGAAGAGCAAAGUAAAGUUAAGACAUUUUAUAGGGCUUGAAAUGAGAAAUCUGACAUAUAUGUGGAAAUGAAUAAUUUCUGCACUGCAGCAAAUGUUGUGAAAGUUUAUUCUAUCAGAAUGUAAAUUGUUUUAACCUACACUGACAUAAAAGGGGUUGGUCAAAAAGAGGUCUGGAACCUGAGAUGGCCUCAAUUCAAAGUAUCACUCAGCUUUACAUUUAAUGGGCUUGAUCUGGUAAAUAAUAGAGGCUUUUGUUGGAUAAUUAACUAUAAUUUAUAAUGAAGAAGGUGCUUAAUUGCUGUGAUGAUCUUUAAUAUAUGUCAUUGCUGCAUGAUCAUAAAGAAGAUACCUCUCUAAUGGAGAUAAGUGACAUGUGUGAAUGACACUGAAAAAAAAACAACAUUUCUGUUAAGUGAAGCACAGAGAAUUAAUUGUAUGUUGAUUGAUAAAUCAGCCCCACAGAGAAUGUAGAGAUGUUUUUAAGUGAAAAAAAAAGUUAUAUUAUGUAACACAUGAGUUAUAAUUUUAGAUUUAACAAGAAUGUAACAUUGUAAUUUAAAAAAAUGCAUGUUUUAUUACAUAGUAUUUACAGUAUUUUCUUUUUUCACUUUAUCUUAUAUAUAAGUUCCCAACAAGAAAGCCAUAUAUUUCAGUUGGUGCCUCAGUACUGAUGUAUAGUCUGUUUAGGCCAUGUGGUUGGUAGAGGUUUUGGUUUAGAUAGUUUUGUUGCAUUUGGUAAAGAUACUUGUGGACUGGGAACAAACUUUGGCCCUGAUAGUUUAUUCUUAGCAAAAAGCUCAACUCAAAACUAAGCAAGUGUUUGUGUCUUACUUGUCAUGAAAAAUGUCCCAAUGUGCCACAUGAAUCAAGAGUAAUGAAAAGAAUACAAAUAAAGAAUAGAGAAAAUUUGAUAGGUAAAAUUUGUCACCUGACUGACAGAUUCUUUUACUCAAUGAAAGCAAACCAGGUCUUAUUUUUCACUUGUUUAAUCCCAGAAAAAGACAAAUAUCUGAACUUCGCAGGUGAAUAUGGCUAAUAAAAAGUCUAAAACACAUUCCCACACAAAAUCAGUCACAAAAAACACAAGUUUUGCAGUGUACAAACAUGGCUUUGCUGAUUCACGUAAAGCUAUUUGUGCUAUGUAUGACGUAAUAAUAAAAAGAGGCUUUUUUCCAUUUCAAGUUUUUUUUUAUCAGUGUCAAAAAGAAUAAGGGCUUUACAGAGUAUCACUGACUCUCAUUGCUUGAAAGCCUCCCCAGCUGCUACUGUUAGAAUAUUUCAGCUGUGCAGGCAGUUGAAGACUGAAAUAUCAACAUAACAGACAUUAAAAAAAAGCAGCUAGCUUGGCUUGACUGCCCUCUCCUGUACAUAAAGGCAAAUACACAGAAGUGCUCAGCUUAUUUAUUAUCUUUAAUCACAUCUAAAUAUUAAGUUGGUGAUCAAUUUUUUUUAUUUAUUUCAGCUUUAGCAUUACUUUGACUGAAAAACAUAAAUCCAUCCUUCAUUGACAAAACUGGCCCCCAAUUAAUUUUUUACUGCCAUUUCACCUCAAAUCACACAUGGCAGCAGCAGUCAGAAAGAUAUUUUCUUUGAUCUGAAGUUUUCUAACAACAACACAUUUGUUAAGAUUUUAUUGACACUUUAAAAAAGUUGGGAAAUAAUUAAUUCUGCAUGAGAGAAAUGUAAUAAUUUAAGUUCCUCCUGGUUUUAUGUAAGAUGAAUACAUAGAGUAAAUCCUGAGCUGGGAAACAUGAUAUGCACUCCUUCUUUUAACCAUUGAGUGGCAGCACUGGAAUGAUAAAUGACAUCCUGCCAUCCUGUCAUCUUUCAUGUUCCUCUCUUUACAUGUUAUUUUAUGUGGACAAUUAAAGUUGAAAAGAUUUAGCUCAAGAUUUAUCAUGCAACACAAUCCAAAUAUAAACGUUACUAUAAAUCAUGUUAAAUUUGUCUUUACAUCUUUUCUACUUCUUUCAUCUUUUUAAAUCUUGUCUUUUAUCCUUUACAAGUUUAUUCUUUCAGUCCCCACCUUAAGCAGAAUCUUACUACCCCCUCGUUUUUUUGUUUGUUUGUUUGUUUUGUUUUGUUUCGUUUUAGACACAUCUGUGAUAAAUGUGCUAAUAUGUUCACUCUUUCCCAGCUGAUUUGAACCUCCCAGCAGAGCAUGGCUAACAGAAGCCUGAAAGCA